UCCCAAACUCCGCCCCCCUUCGUUACAAUAGACCCGGACAUAUCCACGUCCCCCCUUUUCCUCGCGAAGCGCAAAGAGGUGCCGAGCCCACGGAUGAGGCGCAUGCGCGGCGCGAGCCGACAGUGGAGGGGCUGCUGCUUCUGCGGAGCUCGUGCAGGUAGCAGCCGCAGCAGCCCUUGUGGCCGCUCUGCGCGGAGGGGGCGCAGCGUAGAAGGGGAGUGCUGCGUCUGCGGCGGUUGGCGAGGUCGGCCGGGUGGCUCGCCGGAGCAGCUGGCGGAGAGAUACGCAGACCUGGCCGCCAGCCACGCUGAAGCGCUAAGGCUCGGGGAAGAGCGCGAGCGGCAGAGCCGGCGCCUGCGGGAGGAGAACGCGCGGCUGAAGCUAGAGAACCGGCGCUUGCGCAGAGAGAACCGGAACCUCUUCCGCCAGGCUUUGAAGCUUCCGCAGCAGCAGGAGCUGCUCCGAGACCCGGAAGCGGAGGCUGGGCGGGAGGCGGCCUUCCAGGAAGAGCGGGAGGCGCAGCGUGGAACCAAACGGGCCCGCGUCGGUGAAGGCGGUCGAGGAGACGCGGAGGAGGACGCGGAGGAGGAAGAGGCGGUGCCUGAUUUGGCCUGAAAGCUGCCGCUUUCAGGCGAGGGCGAGUUGGGUUUCAACAUAACGCUCCAGGGGCGCGCGUGCGCGCUGUCCCGCCCAGCGAAGUUGGGGCUUCAAGCUGGCAUCGCAAAUCGCAAUGCAGACACAUCGCCACGAACCAGACUGCCUUAUUUUUCACUGUUCUUUGCAGUUCACACCCAACGAGGCCGUUUCAGGGCCAUCCUGCCUCAAAGAAGCAAGCUACUGGCCCAGGUUUUGUAAUGCUGCUGAGAGCCCCUGAAGGAUUGCCUGGUUCCGCAAAAGCGAGACAUCUGCAGGCCUGCUGCCUUCCUGUGUAGACACAUGUCUCUACCACCUGCUUCACUGGCAAUGUGGCUGAUGGAGGCCGCGGAAAACAUGGGAUGCUUUUUGAAAAUGGCUUUGUAUCAGACUCUUGACAGCUUUCUUUACGUAGCUAGAAUCCUGAAUCCUUCACAAUAACAACCAACCAACUAAAAUGGACCUUGAAUGUAAGAGGUGGUGGCUAUUUGUUGGCUUUUGGCCUUAUUCAUAUAGCCUCCAGUUAACAAAUCUUUCCAAGGCUCAUGUAAAGGAAAUAUAUGCUUCACCAAAUUGUCUUCAUUGGUUGUAGAUGCAAGUGUGCUGUAUUAACUGCCAACUCAAAUUCUGCAAGUAUGUGCUAGCUUGUUGAACAUGAGGGUUAUCAGUAACCCUGGUAGUUUGCUAAAGGGAAAUUACCUGCAGAAUAUGAACUUGAUCAGUGAUAUGGGUCAUGGUUGUGUCAAAAAGGAAGAGGAUCUUGACCUUAACCUGCUUAGAAGGCAACCUGAACCAAUGCAUGGGUUAUUCAGAACCUUUUCAUGAGUAUGUGUAGAACUGUAGACGUACCUCUAAUACUGCUUUAUUUAACACAAUAAUUUUAGGAUAAGUUUUUGAAAGUUUUGGAUUUGCUGGAUCUGUAAACUUGACCAAAACCACCAUUCCUCCUACACUGACUAGAAUGCACGUUCAGUUAUUUUAAAUAAAAUCUCUUUCACUAUGGUGCAUUAAUAUUCAGAAGUAACACAUUUCAAAUGAAAAGGUUCUCCUCGCUCUUAGCCCUUCAUUGUUCAUUUAGAAUUGCAGUUGCGGUUCAGUCUGGGUGGUGCAGCACAGAAGGAUGCCAGUGGAGUGAAAAGCCAGCUCCUCAUUCACUCACCUGCCCCUUCCAAAUGGCAGAGUGGAGCCAGUGAGCCUAAUUUUCAUCAGGCUGCUCAAUGAAAGAGGAGUGAGCAGGCAGAAAUGGUGGUUCCUCUUCUAUGGAGCAGCAAUCAAUGUUUCUGUUGUAUGGACUUCUUGUAGCGCAACUUGUGGUCAUUCAGAUGUUUUGGCCUGCAAAGCAUCCGCGAAUGAUGUAAACCGUCCUGAGAUGUCAUACAUAAAGCAUAUAAAAGUUUUAAAUAAAUAUAAUUGACUAUGCUAGCUACGGUGAUGGGAACUGUAAGCCAAAACAUCUGGAGGGCCACAGCUCCUGCUGCUUCAAAUAGGCUCCAGGUACUGAAGCCCUGCCUUACUUCUUUAAACCCAUUCCCCGCCCCCACCUCUUGCAGGUACAAGUCACCUUAGCACCUAUAUCAAUCCUACUGCACCCAUCAGGUAACCACUAUCAGGAUUAUUAAAGCCUGGUGCAGCAUAAUUCUGUGCACAUUAACGGGGAGCAAGCCCCUUAGAACAUAGUGAAAAAGAAGCACCUUGUAGAACUCUUGUAAAUAAAAAUAAGCACCUAGUUGGUACUUCAGUCUAGCAACUUGUAACACUUUAUUGGGGCUGGGGUCAAGGGGCUAUUUUGUAUGUAUCAUGUUUUCGUGUGUACAGAUGCUCUUCAGUUUUGAACCCCCAAUGUUAAUUUUUUAGAACAUAAAUUACCGAGUGGAGGGACAAAUGCAUGUCAGUGUUCAUAGGUUGAUAACAAAAUGCAUUGCUUCCCUUCCAACUCCUUUCCACACCUCUAUCAGCAUACUAAAUUGUUGAAUGUGUUCAAGUUGGAGCCAUCUCAAAAUAGUUACAACCAACCUGUUAUAAAGUUAUUUAUUCUACCCUAAAUUUACACAUAGUUUUAUUUUCCAUUUAUUAAUAAUAUAAUAGUAAUAGUGAAGGGUGAUUCUACCAGGUUUGUUUCUGUGGACUUCCUCCAUUUUUCACCUCUGUCCAUUCCAUGCCAGUUCUGUGCUAUUUUUUUUAACAGAAAUAAAUUAUGUUUUCUUCCUUUUUUGUUUUUUAA
This is a messenger RNA of Varanus komodoensis (Komodo dragon), 2854 nucleotides long. It is a transcript of the gene TUSC1, whose product is annotated as tumor suppressor candidate 1. NCBI's taxonomy places the organism in Eukaryota, Metazoa, Chordata, Lepidosauria, Squamata, Varanidae. The record is from RefSeq and is a predicted model, not a curated record. The transcript has a single exon. Bases 94 to 615 code for a protein of 173 amino acids.